Molecule: messenger RNA, 2509 nt
Organism: Penicillium canescens
Lineage: Eukaryota; Fungi; Ascomycota; Eurotiomycetes; Eurotiales; Aspergillaceae
Gene: sreA
Product: siderophore transcription factor SreA
Exons: 4
Coding region: 971-2509 (512 amino acids)
Biological process (GO): negative regulation of transcription by RNA polymerase II; positive regulation of transcription by RNA polymerase II
Molecular function (GO): zinc ion binding; RNA polymerase II cis-regulatory region sequence-specific DNA binding; DNA-binding transcription factor activity, RNA polymerase II-specific
Source: RefSeq, a predicted model, not a curated record
CUCCACUAAAUCCUCAGUUGGGAAGGUGAAAUUCCCACUUUCUUGCUGGUUUCUGUAAUCUUCAUCUGAAGUGGAGUCUGAUCUAUCUGGAGAUUAAGACAUGCAUGUUGAAGAGAUUUCUUAGCAUUGCUACAGCAAAGAAAAGGCAAAAAGGGAUAGGUAAGAACAAACCCGGCAGUUUAGAGUGAUAGAUUGAUAUGCCGUUGAUCGCCCCUAGAUCGAUAACCCCAAAUCCCUUUUUGCGAUAAGCAUCGCAUUCCUCUUUGUUCCCCUUCCACCUUUACCUUCAUUUUCACCUUUACCUCUACCCUUUACUCUUGAUCCUUUACUCACUCUAUCCUCUUCCAGCCUACUAUCUUCUACUCGCCUCCCUUCUCCUAUUGUUCCUACUCCUUCCUGUGCCCACUUGGCCCCUUCCCAACGCAGAGUGAUCACCAUCUUGCAGCUCCCUAGCCUCUUAGCCAAUCCUGGCCUCGCUGUUCGUGCUUUUGCGUCGGCCAUUGUUUCCGAACGAGCCCGUCUCCCCACGAUCGCUCGCUAGUCAGAUUGGCGCCUUUCUGCGCUGUCAGCUGUCGCAAUCAGGAUCACCUGAUUGUUGGGUCGCCACUCUUCCAUAUACAUCGGUAAUUGUCUGUGGCGGACUCAUCUCUAUCUUCCGAGUCUUCUGAAACGCCAAUAUUGACAUCCCUCGACUCGAUUUCGAGUCAUUGUCCGCGCGAGUCACCGCUGCAGCAUCGUGGCUGCAGCCCUUCCUGCUGGACUGACUUUCCUAUCUCCAACCGUCAGCUUGACCGACAUUUGGUUUUAGAGAGAUACGGUGUAUUGUGCUUUCGACUGUGGUGCGACAUCGCCCUCACAUUCUCCCUACGAUAUCCUCUACUCCCCUCGCUUCCCCCGUCUCGCUCGUCGGCCCCCGCUGUCUACAAUCCUGAAACGGCUGAAGGAUUCCCGGCCUCAAUCGCUGGUGGUAAUGUUAGCGUCCAUCCCACAAAUGGAGACUCUUCACUCUUUGCCUCGGAACCAGGACGUUCCGAUGCGACAGCCGUCAGCGGAGGACUUGGAUGCUGCUCAGCAGUUGAUCUCCUCGGCGCAGGCGGGUCGUGAACAUAUGGCAGAUCACUACAGAGAGGAUUCGACGGCUCAGGAGUCUGGUCAGUCUGGACCAGAUCGAUGGGGACACAAUGAUCUUCCAGGCGAGAAAACAUCACCAAGCGGGCAAAAAAGCGUUAUUUUCGUAGGACAUUCAUGCAGCAAUUGCGGUACAAAAAGCACGCCACUUUGGCGUCGUUCCCCGACAGGAGCGAUGAUCUGUAAUGCCUGCGGACUUUAUCUCAAGGCUCGCAACGUCGCCCGCCCCACGAAACGGAAUCGCAUGCAACCAGAAGGCGGCGAAAAGCCGGCUCCUCCCGCUCAUGUCAAUCCCGAUGGUUCCGCACACUCUGGAGGUGGAUGCAAGGGCUCAUGUCCUGGUGGUGGAAGCUGUAAUGGUACCGGUGGUGCCGAGGGAUGCGACGGAUGCCCAGCUUACAAUAAUCGCAUCUACAAGUCCGCACCCCGAGGAACCACCGCCAUUCAAUCUUCAUGGGGACGUGCUCCAGCAAAUGAGCCUGGACCCGCGCCGAAAGAGGAGCCACCAGUGAAGGUUCCCGCUUCGAACGAUGGAAAUAAUACUCUGGUUGCUUGCCAAAAUUGUGGGACGACUGUGACUCCUCUUUGGCGACGCGACGAACAGGGUCACCCGAUUUGUAACGCUUGUGGAUUGUACUAUAAGCUCCAUGGAUGCUAUCGGCCCACGAAUAUGAAGAAGUCUAUCAUCAAACGUCGCAAACGUGUUGUUCCUGCCCUACGAGACCAGUCUCCCACCGCUGCCACCCAGUCAUCCAAUGGCUCUUCCGCGUCUCCAGAAGCCUCGCCUGCUGCCUUGGCUCAUAGCCACGACGAUCAUUAUCGAUAUAUGAGCAACGAGCCCAUGGAUCAUUAUCACAUGAUGCCUGGUAAAACUGAAGAUGCACCCCGACCCAUAUCUUUCGCGCCGCCACCGGUCGAUUUCACCGGCUACAAUGUCUCAUCUGUGCCUCCUCAUGGCGCUCCUACCUCGCACGGUCUACCAAUGCUGCUGGGAGUAGAACGUCUGGGUCACUCCCCCCGAACCUUGGCAGAGACAGCCGCGGAAGCCCUGCCAGUCCCCAACACUCUGGAGGCAGGGUCAAAUCAGCUACCUCCGAUCAUGUCCUCGGCUAACCCCACCCCACCCGGCCGGCUUAGCUCCAUCUCAUCCAUCCUGAACCAGCCCGAUGUUCGCGGCGAAGCCCGUUCAGAUCCCAACCUGAACAGGCCCCAACCCCUCCACCACUCUGUGUCUCCCGCGCCUCAUACCCCGCAACCAUUGCCUGGCAUUGCAUCUCUCGGUGACUCGGUAGAUCGCCGUGCUAGACUAGAACGCGAAGCCGAGAAUAUGCGCGAGGCACUCCGAGCCAAGGAGCGUGAGUUGGCCGCGAUGAGGCGGUAA